Molecule: messenger RNA, 702 nt
Organism: Necator americanus (New World hookworm)
Lineage: Eukaryota; Metazoa; Nematoda; Chromadorea; Rhabditida; Ancylostomatidae
Exons: 6
Coding region: 1-702 (233 amino acids)
Source: RefSeq, a predicted model, not a curated record
AUGAGCCACAAUAAAUUUCUAAAUCUCAUUGGUGUUGUGUUUACACAGGCAAGUUUUCUUUCCGAUUCAUACUCAGUAAUUGAGCAGACGGCUGCUCUCAACCGGUUGAAGUCGUGCCUUCUUGAAGUUAAACGUUUACAGAAAAGGUCUCGAGAAGGUAUGGCUCGCACAGCAUCGUCUCCGAAUAUCUUUCCAUUUUUGGCCGGAUGUUUAGCGUUGAAUAGUCUCAUGUUAUGGCUUAUCUAUAGAUGGAUUCGAAAUAGAGAAGAGGUCGCAGCACUUACUUCUGCGGAGACAGACCAGAAUAACGCGAGGGCAUCACAGGAAAUCAAUACAGCUCUGAAAGAUCUCAUGGUCCUCUAUGAAGAACUUCAAGUCAACGUCCAAGAGAUGAAAGACGAUUUGGCCAUAUUAAGAAAAGAGAAACGUGAUUUCCAAGAAGAAAUCCGAGCACUUGAACAAAAAGCGAACGAACAAGACGAAAAACUCAACAAUGUGCGGGUUUCUUUGGAAUCAGAACUGAAGAACACCAAGGAUAACCUUAGCGCUCAACUGGGACGCGUUAUUGUAUUUCACGAUGAGAUUCAGGAACACAAGAAGAGAAUAGCUGAUCUUGAGGCGAAGUUGGCGAAAUAUUCCGAAGAGAUAGCGACGUUACAGCAUCGAGAAAAUGGACCUGCGGAAGAUAUACCUUUACUAUAG